AUGAAAGAUGAAAUUGCUGCCACGGUCUUCUUCAUCACAAGGCUGGUGAAAAGGGAAGACAAGCUGAGUAAGCAUAAAAUGGAGAAAUUUGCAGCUAAGUUGACAACAAUACUGUUUGAAAAGUACAAGAAUCACUGGUACUUGGACAAUCCAUCCAGAGGACAAGCCUUCAGGUGUAUAAGGAUAAACAAACAUCAGACGAGAGAUCCGCUGCUGGAGCAAGCUUGUGUGGAGAGUAAUGUGGACUUCAAUAGUCUUGGUCUGCCGAAAGAGAUGACGCUAUGGGUUGAUCCAUUUGAGGUAUGUUGCAGGUAUGGUGAGAAGAACCGGCCGUUCACAAUUGCCCACUUUGAAGGAGAGGAGAACCCAGAGCUCCCUCAGCAGAUCAGCUAUGCUGUUGACAGAGCAGCUCUAGACUAUCAAUCUGGCACCUCUUCUGAUGAGGAGAGCUUCAACAAGGAACCAAAAGCUAUCCCUACUGUCAGUAACCCUAACAGUGUCUACCAGUUUGGUGACUACUGCAAGCCACCCAUACAGCCCUGGUCUCAGUAUCUUCAUAGGAAGACACACAUGACUGAUGGCUCAUACUAUGCCCAGCACAGGGGUUACAAAGUCUACAGGCCAACAGCUGCUUUCACAGGACCGCGUGUUGAUAGAUACCACUGGAUCAAUACCAAGCGGUAG
Molecule: messenger RNA, 684 nt
Organism: Cygnus atratus (black swan)
Lineage: Eukaryota; Metazoa; Chordata; Aves; Anseriformes; Anatidae
Gene: BTG4
Product: BTG anti-proliferation factor 4
Exons: 4
Coding region: 1-684 (227 amino acids)
Biological process (GO): negative regulation of mitotic cell cycle; negative regulation of cell population proliferation
Cellular component (GO): cytoplasm; nucleus
Source: RefSeq, a predicted model, not a curated record